Messenger RNA from Aspergillus luchuensis, 1845 nucleotides. Its product is annotated as putative PKS/NRPS-like protein biosynthetic cluster. The record is from RefSeq and is a predicted model, not a curated record. The coding region runs from base 1 to 1845 and encodes 614 amino acids. Gene Ontology annotation, biological process: secondary metabolite biosynthetic process; fatty acid biosynthetic process. NCBI's taxonomy places the organism in Eukaryota, Fungi, Ascomycota, Eurotiomycetes, Eurotiales, Aspergillaceae. Gene Ontology annotation, molecular function: fatty acid synthase activity. The transcript is spliced from 2 exons.
AUGGUAGCAAUCGAAGCUGAUCUCGUCGGUUCUAACACAACCCCAGAAGAACACUUAGAGCCAUUCUUCAAGAUCCACCCAGAAAUUAUGCUGGACAUAGCGUGUUACAAUGGGCCCAACAAUUAUGUUGUUGCUGGUCCCACUAAAUACAUCGACCACCUCGAAUCAUAUCUAGUCGAGAAGAAAGCCAACGGCGAAAAGAUCCGGUUCAAGGUCUUGAGAGGCAUGUAUGCGUACCAUUCCAGCAUGGCAGACACGAUCGUCGAUGAGUGCGCUAAGCUAUCGGCUUCAAUCGAGUUCCAGGAGCCAAGAUUCCACUUUGAAUCCUGCCAUGAAACCGCUUGGCCGGGUCCUGGACCUAACGUGGUCGCCCGCAACACCCGUCAGCCUGUAUAUUUUGGCCAAGCGAUGACACGCAUAGUCGACCGUCUGGGUGCGUGUACAUUCCUGGAAGCCGGCGUAAAUGGCCCCAUAGUCGCAAUGGCUCGGAGCGCGUUGCCACAAGCCCCGGCCCAAGAACAUCACACCUUCCUGGGCAUCAAUGGGAGGGAUCUUGUGCGAUCACUUACCGAUGCCACGGUCACGUUGUGGAAGACCGGGCAGUCAAACGUGCAGUAUUGGCUAUUCCACGGUUGUCAGCGGACAAGCUACCGGCCUGUGGCCCUGCCACCCUAUCAUUUUGAAAAGCACAAGCACUGGCUGGAGUACAAAGGUCUGUCUGGUGACAGGAAUAACAAGACUGGAGGGAAUGUGCCAGAACAUCCCGCUGUUUGUUCUCAUUGUCAGAAAGACACAGCGGAUCGUCCGUUCAUAAGGCAAGACAAGCCUCACACCCAGAAGCCGGGCGAGUCGGUUUUCACUAUCGACAUGCACAGUAGGCGCUAUCAAGACCUCGUCAAGGGCCACGUCGUGGUCGGGACCGCGAUAUGUCCAGCCUCAGUGUAUCUGGAGCUAGCUGCACAUGCUGUUGCCAUAUUACUGAACAAUAAGAUAACGUCCAGCAUAGUGAUAGACGACAUACAUUUCAAGGCCCCCUUGAGUUUGGAUACGCAGCGCUCCGUGAAGCUGACACUGACAAACAAGCAACAGUACACGUGGGGUUUUGAAUUCACCUCCACCAAGAAUGAAAGGUCAAUCUUGCACGCUAUUGGCAGCAUCUCACUCAGAGAUAAGAGCAAUGGAAAUGCUGAGGAAGAACAAGAAAAGAAAGACAAGUGGACCCGCAUGAUAAACCUACUUGAUAAUGAUCCCGACACAGACGCUUUGCGCGGUGCAAUGGUACAUAAAGUGUUCGGUAAUAUGGUGAAGCAUGCAGCUGCAUACCGCGGCUUGCGGCAUUUGGUUGGAAAAGGCACCGAGGGCGCAGCGGACAUCUCCAUACCGGUGAACGAACUCAAUACGGUGGCCAGAACACCCAACGACAACGUUGUUGAUGCUCUCGUGAUGAACAACUUCCUGGAAGUCCCGGGUGCAUAUAUAAAUUGCUUACACGUUUUUGGUGACGACGAUGACAGCAAGGCUUAUAUUUGUACGAGCUUGGGGUCUGUGGGCCCACUAAAUAAACUUCCUGAAGGCAGAUAUUACAGGGUAUAUGCGCAAAUUGUCCGGCAGAGCUCCAACGAGGCUAUAUUGGAUGUAUUGGCCUUUGAUGCACAGACGAUGGACUUAGUCUUGUCUGCCAAAGACAUCAAAUUCUCAGGGAUCUCCACCAGCACGUUGACCAAGUUACUGGCCGGCGCGGAUCCCAGCUCAACGGUCAACGGUCACACUGACCCAUCGCAAGUUGCUGAAACAACUGAGUCCAAGCAGCCAACAAAAUCAUACCCUGUCACGCAUCUAGGAUGA